Mauremys reevesii (Reeves's turtle) is the source of this 3685-nucleotide messenger RNA. It is a transcript of the gene ACER3, whose product is annotated as alkaline ceramidase 3. Bases 152 to 955 code for a protein of 267 amino acids. The transcript has 11 exons. NCBI's taxonomy places the organism in Eukaryota, Metazoa, Chordata, Testudines, Geoemydidae. The record is from RefSeq and is a predicted model, not a curated record. Gene Ontology annotation, biological process: phytosphingosine biosynthetic process; ceramide metabolic process. Gene Ontology annotation, cellular component: endoplasmic reticulum membrane.
CUGAAGGCCGCAGCCGGUUUCCACGGCAACGAGCGGGGCCGGACUCCGGGCCCGGCGUGUGGGCGGAGCCACCUCCCCCCGCCUCGGCCCGAGCCGCGCAGUGAGCGUCCCGGCCCGGCCUCGCUCGCACGCACGCACGCAGCGCUGCGCGAUGGCUCCCGCCGCCGACAGGGCCGGCUACUGGGGCGCGCCCACCUCCACCCUGGAGUGGUGCGAGGAGAACUACGCCGUGUCCUACUACAUCGCCGAGUUCUGGAACACAGUGAGUAACCUGAUUUUCAUUCUACCUCCAAUCUAUGGUGCGAUUCAGACCUAUAAAGAUGGCCUUGAAAAACGAUAUUUAGCUGCAUAUUUUUGUCUCACAGCUGUUGGAUUGGGAUCCUGGUGCUUCCACAUGACCCUGAAGUAUGAAAUGCAGCUGUUGGAUGAGCUGCCAAUGAUAUACAGUUGUUGUGUGUUUGUCUACUGCCUGUACGAAUGUUUCAAGCACAAGAACAGUGUCAAUUAUCAUCUGCUUUUUGUAUUAAUAACUUUCAGCAUCAUAGUCAGCAUAAUUUACCUAAAUUUGAAAGAGCCGGUAUUUCAUCAGAUUGUGUAUGGAGCACUGGUUUCUGUUAUAGUACUUCGGUCUGUAUAUAUUGUAUUGUGGGUAUACCCAUGGCUUAGGGGUCUGGGCUAUACAUCCUUAAGUGUAUUUUUAAUGGGAUUUUUUUUUUGGAAUGUAGACAACAUUUUCUGUGACAAAUUGAGGGCAGUACGAGAGAAGAUGCCUCCUGUUGUGGGAGCCGUGACACAGUUUCAUGCUUGGUGGCACAUUUUUACGGGCCUUGGCUCUUACCUUCAUAUCCUACUAAGCUUAUACACAAGGACACUUUUCCUGAAGUACAGGCCAAAGGUGAAGUUUCUUUUUGGAAUAUGGCCUAUUCUCCUGGUGGAACCCCCCAAGGAGCACUGAUUGUGAGAGAUCCAACCAACCAAGUGUGACCACUGGCUGAAUAAAGAAAUUCCACCGCUGUUGACAUUGAUGUGGCAAAAUUAUGCAUCAGCUCAAGGGUUGUGUAGCAGGAAAUAGACUUCUCUGUAUUACUGGUAUUGCCAGACACAACAGAAAGUGAAGAGUUGGCGCAUUAUGGGAAUAAUGUUUAGAACAGUUUUAUUGUUAAGGUGUUAAAACAAAAUUAAGACACAAUAUUUUUUUGUGUAUAUGUUGUAUAGCUGAAGAUACUGGGCUAAUAUUUUGUGCUGGUCACAGAAACCUUACCAUUUUUUGAAAUGGGUUGCAUUUGUUUUCAUUCAGUUGUCCGUGGCUAAACUAAUAUUAGUAACUGAAUUAUGAAGAUGGUAGGCCAAGUGAUGGCCAGUCUAAGCAUCCAGGGGGCCUGUCAUGAAUUGAAUCCUUCUGAACUAAUUCAAGCUUGCACCUUUAUACAGUUUAGUGAGGUAUGUAAUUAGUUAGGGCUCUCUUUUACCAUGCUUAUAUGUUGCUGUUUGCAGUAAGUCAAGGGAGUGGGACGCGUAGAGAGAUUGUAUUAAAUUAGGUCAGGCUUCCAUUUUCUUUUGAGGAUGCAGGACCCCUCGGGAGUGUUUUCCAGCAGUGCCUGGGGAUAGGGCGCACUAAUGAAAUGGCUCAAGGACCCUUUAAAAAGGGGUUUAGACUCACUUAGACAUUCUUGCUAUGUGAGGAAACUUAACAACUGUCCCAAAUCCUUCUAACUUGUGUGAGAAUCCAGGAGGCCAUUUCUGGUCAUUCUGAAUAUCCCUAGCAAGUACUGAACACCCUUUCCUAACCCUGCUUUCAUUUGCAAAUCAUUCGUGCUCACAGAUUCACAGCCACUUCAUUUAAAUGCUUGUUUAUAUCCGUGUUGGUCUAGCUUUAAAUUUUCUCCCCUCCCCCGCCAUAUAUUUUACAAUCUUACAAAUAUCCACCGGAUUUUCAGAGGUGCUAAAUAUCCUUCACUCCCACUGACUUCAGUUGGAGUGAAGGGUGCUCAGUACUUACAAAAACCAGGCCUUUUUUUGAUCUCCUCAGCAGAAUUGACAGAGCUCUGAGGCUAAGUCUACACUAGAGACCUUACAGCGGUACUGCUGUACCAAUGCAGCUGCACCACUCUAAGGGCUCCCGUGCAGCCGCUCUAUGGCAACGGGAGAGAGCUCGCCCGUCAUCAUAAUUAAACCACCCCCAACGAGCGGCAGUCGCUGUGGUCAUAGGUGCUGACUUCAUGGGUGUCCAGGGCUGGGUCACCCCUGGGAAAAAUGGGCAGCCAGCUCUCCCCACCCCUUGCCAGCAACUCUGCUGAUCAACUUCUCCCCCUCCUUCCCAGAGCCUCCUGCCCGCCACAGAUCAGCUGUUCUGCGGCAUGCAGGAGGCUCUGGGAGAGAGGGGGAGGAGCUGGGGUGUGGCCUUGGGGGAAGGGGUGGAGUGGGGCCAGGGCACCCAUAAAGCUGCUUCAAAGAUCUGCAACAUCUUGGCCAUGUAUCUUUUUUGUUUUUGUUUUACCUCUUCCAAGAUAAGACUAGAUCCUGUAAUCUACAAUCAAUACUAACCAAAAUUAUCUUUUCCUUUUGAAUGUGUUUGCAAUUUACCCACACACUUUAGAGGCCUUCUAUAGUACCACUAUCAGUAUGUCAAUCUUUAAAUGGUGGUUUGACUAGCAGUUGACAGCUAGCUUGCAGUCUGGGUAAACAUUAUCUGAUAGAUCUGCAACUUAAACAUAGCUAAAGUCACUAGUCAGGAACCCGUCUCUAUUCAGGAAGCGUGUUUAGUCCCAUUGAAGUCAAUGGGAAUUAAGCAUGGGCUUUCCUGAAUUGGGCGCCUUGAUUAUCUGGAAAAAAGUAGUUUCUGAGAAGAGCUUUGCAGUCGGUUUCCAAAAUACAGCCAAAGAGGCUGCCUCUUCUCUCCCCGCAAAACGCCCCAAAGCAAGCCUGUGCCCUGCCCGAGGAGCACGACUUUGGAUCUUUUUAGUCACCUCUGCCACAAAUGGGAGUCGAGCACAUGCUUUGCUGAGUUAGGGCCAGAAGCACCAUCCCAUUGCAGCAGUUCUGCUUUAUAUCUGCAGCAUGCAGAACAUAUCAGCAGUCACUGAUGGCCUCCUGGCUACUUAAUAUUUUUAAAAAAACUUUUUUUCCCCCAGUGGCCUUAUUUUUCUUGUUGCAGAGUCGGGGGGUUAUGUAUUUUCAGGACUUACCUGUGUAUGUGCAGUCACUGCCAUGUGCUAAAAGCCAAUUUCCUGAUGAAGAGAUGUCUCUGUGCUUGUGUAAGAUGUUUCAAAAAACUUGCUCAACAGCCUACGUGCUUGUGAGAAGCAAGGUAGCACAUUCCUUUUCAGAUCAUGUAAAAUUAAUUUGUCGGGAUGUCAAAUAAGUGUUAACGUGUCUUAUCAGUUUGCUUCUGUUUGAUUUUUUUGCUCAAAAAUGUAAAAACAGUUUUGGGGUUUCUAUUUUUAGCUUAAUGUUUUGCAAGGUGGCUUAUUCUUUCACUUUAAGUAGCCAAAACACACACUUUUCCCCAAGAGCCUCUCUUCAAGACAUUGCCACUACAUAAAGAAUGUAAUUGAGAUGUGUAAGUCUCUAACUACAAAUAGUCAUCUAAAGUGAUGGAUGUGUUGGGAAGCACUACCUUACUAAUUGUAAGUCCUAUUGAAAAUGUCAGGACAGAAUAAACUUUAUAUUCUUAUUUCAAACAUGA